Glossina fuscipes is the source of this 6076-nucleotide messenger RNA. It is a transcript of the gene Frl, whose product is annotated as formin-like protein. Lineage: Eukaryota; Metazoa; Arthropoda; Insecta; Diptera; Glossinidae. The transcript has 9 exons. Gene Ontology annotation, biological process: cortical actin cytoskeleton organization; regulation of cell shape; cell migration. Gene Ontology annotation, cellular component: cytosol. Bases 456 to 3851 code for a protein of 1131 amino acids. The record is from RefSeq and is a predicted model, not a curated record. Gene Ontology annotation, molecular function: actin filament binding; small GTPase binding.
CCUAUUUUCAUUUAGAUUAUUAUUGUUUCUUUCUUUUGUGUAAAUUAUGAGACUAAUCGAUGCAUAACAACGAAAAGUUCUGAUGUUUUAUAUAUGUUUAAUAAGUUAUUGAACACACCCAUUCUGAACGAUUCCUUAAAAUAUAUUUCCAGGCCUGUGAUUGAACGCUUUCAAUAAAUAGAGUGUGAACGCAAUCCAAAAGUUGAUCGUCUUUUCAUUAACGAAGGUUUUGAACGUAAAUUUUGGAUAUCUUCAGCGAAUUCAAGGAGCAACUCUCAAGUUGCCCAGCCAAGACCCGAGCUUUCUGUCGCACUGUCCAAACGACAGUGUGGGGCGCAGUGUCAUCGCUCGGCACAGUAUUAGCCGUACGGGAUAGCGGAGGAGGCAGCAGCGGUGGCUCGGCAUCGUUUGCUGCAUCUUCGGAUAGUUCUGGUGGCGAUCGUAUUGCUUCUAUCAUGGGAUCGGUAAAGUCGCGAACUCUAAUCUCGACUGACAAUCUUAUUGAUGAUAGCAAUGUAGUUUGUGGUGCGUCUUCAUACUAUCAGCAACAUCAAAUGAAAGGUGCGGCGAGCGGAAAUGGUACGGGGCUAUUGCAAAAACGUGAUUUGCGCUAUGAUAUCGGCACUAGUUCACAAUAUCAUCCGAUCCGUCAACCUAGCGUUCGAAAUCGCCCUCAACAGCCGAUGCCCACAACGGACGAGUUAGAUCGUCGAUUCGCUAAGGUUUUAGCUUCUAUGGAUUUACCCCCCGAUAAGGCCAAACUCCUAAAAAACUAUGACGAUGAGAAAAAAUGGGACAUCAUUUGUGAUCAGGAAAUGGUGCAAGCAAAAGAUCCACCAUCGCACUAUCUGAAUAAGUUGCGCACUUACUUGGAUCCCAAGGCUUCUCGGAGUCACAGGCUUUACUUGCUCUACUUUUUUUGUCAGAAAAGAAAAAUUGUAGGCGAGUCAACGUCAACGCAAGUUUUGCGAGACCUUGAAAUUUCAUUACGCACUAAUCACAUUGAAUGGGUUAAGGAGUUUCUUGAUGAAACUAAUCAAGGCCUUGAUGCUUUGGUUGAUUACUUAAGUUUUCGAUUGCAAAUGAUGCGUCAUGAACAACGAAUUCAAGAAGCCCUUAGCGAGUCAGACGAGCGUCUUGAUUUAAAUAAUACUAGUGUCGGGAAUGUUAUGGGGGAUUGUGCAGAAAAUACCGCCCAUGGUGUUAUUAACAAUUCAAAUCUGUUGGAAUCAUCGCGACACCAGAGCCUCCAUUCAUCAUCUUUCAGUGGGCUAACAAAUGGAUUUUUGCGGCCAUCUUUGGGUGAUGUGCUUGAUAGUCCCAGCAUCAAACGACGUUCCCGUCAUAUUGCCAAAUUAAAUAUGGGCGCAUCAACGGACGACAUACAUGUCUGUAUUAUGUGCUUGCGUGCAAUUAUGAAUAACAAAUACGGAUUCAAUAUGGUUAUACAACAUCGAGAAGCUAUUAAUUGCAUAGCUCUUAGCCUAAUACACAAAUCACUGCGCACAAAAGCGCUAGUUUUGGAACUAUUAGCGGCUAUUUGUCUUGUGAAAGGUGGACAUGAAAUAAUUUUAUAUUCUUUUGACAAUUUCAAAAGUGUAUGUCACGAAAAGCGACGUUUUCAAACUCUUAUGGAGUACUUUAUGAAUUUUGAGGCUUUUAACAUUGAUUUCAUGGUAGCCUGUAUGCAAUUUAUGAACAUUGUGGUGCAUUCCGUUGAAGAUAUGAAUUAUCGCGUUCAUCUGCAAUAUGAAUUUACCGCUUUAGGAUUGGAUAAGUAUUUAGAAAAGUUGCGACUGACCGAGUCCGAAGAGUUGAAAGUGCAAAUAUCAGCUUACUUGGAUAAUGUGUUUGACGUGGCGGCGUUGAUGGAAGAUUCUGAAACGAAAACAGCAGCAUUAGAAAGAGUACAAGAAUUGGAAGAUCAAGUGGAACGUGAGAUUGAUAGAAAUUCGGAACUACUUUAUAAGCUAGCCGAAAUGGAAACUGAGGUCGCCUAUUUAAAGGCUGAAAGAGAGGAACUUUUGACCACAAAGUUAAAAUUUGAUGAGGAGGUGACUACGCUAAGACGAAUCCUUAAGCAAAAUGAACAAGAACUGAAGAGGAGAGACUCUCUUUUACAAAGUAAAAAUCUUGAGUUACAGACUUUAACAAGAUCGUUGCCAAGAUCUGUGUCCAAUGCGGAAGGUUCGCAAUUAAGUGAGCUGAGUGCUAAUCUCUUACCACCAAAGUGUGAUUCACCGCCGCUACCUCCUCCGCCUCCGCCUUUGCCUUCUUCACAUGCUAUUGAAACUGUAACACCACCGCCUCCUCCGCCGCCCCCUGCACCGCCGGCUCCUCCCCCACCACCUUUGUCGGGCUGUCAUUCUAUAACAAUGAAUAGAGCUCCGCCGCCACCACCUCCAGUACCAAGCGAUGGCCCUUCGAUGCGUACAUUCCCGCAACAUCAAGUGAAUCCGGUGCUUUCUGCAUUCCAACCACCUCCGCCACCCGUUGCUGGUUUCAUGCCUGCCCCAGACGGAGCAAUGACAAUUAAAAGAAAAGUUCCAACAAAAUACAAAUUGCCAACACUGAAUUGGAUUGCUCUUAAGCCCAACCAGGUACGCGGCACGAUAUUCAACGAAUUAGAUGACGAAAAGAUUUAUAAAUACAUAGACUUUAACGAAUUUGAAGAACGCUUUAAAAUAGGCAUUGGUGGACCGUUGACUAAUGGAACAAACUCAGAAGUUGACGGCAAUCUACAAUCGUAUCCCAGUAAAAGAUUUAAAAAGCCAGAUAACGUAUCGCUAUUGGAACAUACGAGAUUACGAAACAUUGCAAUAUCUCGUCGCAAGCUGGACAUGCCUAUUGAUGAAGUAAUUGCUGCUAUACAUAGUCUAGACCUGAAGAAAUUAUCUCUUGAGAAUGUGGAACUACUUCAAAAAAUGGUUCCUACAGAUGUGGAGGUUAAAGCCUAUAAAGAAUAUAUCAUCGAACGAAAAGAUCAAAAUCUUCUAUCGGAAGAAGAUAAGUUCAUGUUGCAACUAUCUAAAGUCGAAAGGAUAUCGUCGAAGCUUUCAAUUAUGAAUUACAUGGGGAACUUUUUCGAUUGUUUGCACCUUAUUAGUCCGCAAAUACAAUCGAUUACGACUGCUUCAAAUUCUUUAAAACAAUCGCGAAAGUUUAAAGCUGUUUUAGAAAUUGUACUUGCUUUCGGCAACUAUUUAAAUAGCAGUAAACGGGGACCAGCCUAUGGUUUUAAACUUCAGUCCUUAGACACACUUAUAGAUACGAAAUCGACGGAUAAAAGGUUAUCGUUGUUGCACUACAUUGUCGCAACCAUUCGUCAAAAGUUUCCGGAAUUGCUUAGCUUUGAAACGGAACUUUUUUGCACCGAUAAGGCAUCGCAAGUUUCAUUGGAGAAUAUUGUUACCGAUGUGCAUGAUUUGGAGAAAGGCAUGGAUUUGGUUAAAAAAGAGGCAGAAUUGCGAGUUAAGGGAGUGCAAACGCAUAUAUUACGCGAUUUUCUAAAUAACUCCGAAGAUAAAUUAAAGAAAAUCAAAAUUGAACUUAAAAAUGCACAAGAAGCGUUCAAAGAGUGCGUCGAAUAUUUUGGCGAAUCUUCUCGUAACGCGGACGCAGCAGCAUUUUUUGCCCUUAUAGUUCGUUUCACGCGAGCUUUUAAGUCGCAUGACCAGGAAAACGAACAAAGGCGCCGCUUGGAGCAGGCAGCUGCUGCAGCUGCUGCAUCUAAGAAAGAAAACGAACAAGUGCAAUUACGUAACAAAGUUAACCAAAAGAAACAACAGAAACAUGGUUGCGUGACUAUGGAAAGCAGUUUGCUACAUAAAGCGCUUUUUAAUUCGGCUUGAUGGAUUGCAUCUUAGUCUCUAGAAUGCAAAAGCAUAAAUAUUUUCUGAAUUUGAAGCGAUUUGUGGUGUUGGUACGAAGUUAUAGCAAUUGGUUUUGAUGAUUUGAAUAUCGAACUGCACUAGUCUACUGCCAGUUAACCCAUCGUUCGUUCACUCAGAUGCAAUACAUAUAACCUACCUCCUUCACGUUCACUUAUUCUCUAUAACACAUUAAAUUAUAGAUGAUUUGUUCACAUCCAACAGAACACGAACAUUUGAAUAUCGUUCACACCUUCCCCACCCUAGACUUCAUGUAUUUUUUAUAAAAGCUUAAAAAAGGAAUCAAAGAGUGAUAUUAUGAUUCACAAAAUUAAAAAAAAAAAAAAAAAUGUAAGUGAAAUAUCAUAAUAUAGGCAAAUAUGUAGCAUGUUACUAAUGAAUGUUAUUAAACUCACCCACAUAGGAUGUUGUUUUUAUAUGAAUUUUGACUGUUUGUAUUGAAUUUCCUUUAGCUUAAUAUUUUAAAAUACUUACAAUUAUUUCAAAAAAGAGCGCUUAAACUUUCUUUGGAAACACUCAAACCGGAUUUUAACAUUUAACGCUUUGCAAUAUAAUAAGAAGAAGAAUAAAAUCAUUGCAAUUUUUUAUUUCAAAUAUUUCGCGUUUCAGGAUUAAUUUAAAAUACUUUUUUUUUCCUAAAUAUAUCUGCUUGCGUAUCCACCCUGUACCUCACAUAUUGACAUGAAUAUUGAUAUUCAUCUUAAAGGAGCUGAGAUUUAUUGCUUGCGAAAUUUAUAGACUAUUUAUUAUUGGACUUGAAAUAGAAUUUCAUUUGUUUGAAUCAUAUACUGAAAUACGCCUUUUUCGAAUUGUGAUUGAAUGUAAUGCAAGAGCAAAAGUUUUCUUAAAUAUUCUCAAUAUUCUUCUUAUUAGUAUUAGUCUAGAAGAUAUUGAACUUUGCCGCUGAUACUAAAAUUCUUACAUUUCUUCAUAUUUUUCAUAUUCACUGAUUGUUGAAUCGCUUGAAUUAACCCUGUUUUCGUUCUUAGGCUCUAUUUUUCCUCGACUACGUAAUAUGUGAAAGUUAAUCUAUACCGCUUUUAAUAGUUUUUAAAUAUCUUUAAUGUUCAUAAAUCUUACACGAUUAUGUUUAAAUUGAAAACGGUUAAGGUUAAAUCAAGCAGGUUCGGUAUAUCAGGUAAACAACUAGUGUAAAGCGGUUGAGCCCGAGUAUAGCAUACAAUUGUACACAAUUGUCUACUAAUUGCAACUGAUAAUUAGGUGAAUUUUGAUAUUUUUACACGCGUUAAGAAAUAUUCUAUGUCUACCCUAAAUAAAUCUCCUCCAAAUAAUACAUUUUUUGAAUUAGUUAAAUUCUUAAGUAUAUUUAGUUUUAGUCCUAUACGGGCACUUCAUUCAAUUUAAAUGAAAGGUUUAUUAAAGGCAAUUGAAUUGUCAUAUUUCUGUCAAAAAAUGGGUCCUUUCUACAAAUCGCGUACACAGAAAAUCAUGUUUUAAUUUAGGUUAAUUAUUAAAUUUCAUCUAAAAACUAAAUUAAUUAGCAAGAAAUAAAACAGUUUACCUCAAGGGCAAACCGCCCUUGUGAGCUGAAGGCAAGCAUAAUUUUAGGAGAGUUUAUGUCCAAGCAAAAGGUUUUAUGACUAAAAUUUAUUUUGAUGUUUUCAUGCAAAGCCUUAUGCUCUCUUUCAUAACAAUUGUUAGCCUUUAUCUAUGUAGCGUCUAAAACUUUUCUACACGGUUACCUGGUUUGCCUUUUCUUUUUUUUCUUUUUCUUUUAAACCUUUAGAGGAGCCUAUGUGGUGGGUAUCGAAAAUUCGGCUUAAGCUGAAUUAUUAUUGCACAAGCUUGUUUUAUCCAUAUUGCAGCAAAAAUUUACUAACACUUAUUUUAAAAUCCAUUUCCAUUUCCACUUACCACUUCCCACUUCCCACUUCCAUUUCCUUUAACUUUGUCUUGUCGUAGUUACAGUAUAAUAAAAAAAAUAGUAAACGCAAUGUAAUAUAGAUAUAUAAUAUAUUGUGUAUGUGUUAUUAACCAUGUUUUGUAAUCAAAACAUAUUUCCAAAGUCAUGCAACUUUUAAUUGCGUAUUUAGUUAAUAUGCACGGUUUCUUCCUUUGCCUUAUUUACUGUUUUAUUUAUUUAUUUAUUUAUAUAUUUCUUUAUUAAUACUUAUUUAAUUAGCUAAUAAUAAUUCGGGAUUUUUUGGGUUUUUCAUAUUUCCAUA